GAGGACAAGUGUUCCCUCUUGGCUUGUUUUGUUAAUGAAUUAAUGAUCUUUCUCCACCGUUUCUCUUCCUCGUCUCCUUGUCCUUCUUCUUUGUUUUCUCUCUCCCAGAAAUUUCAAGAUGAUGCUCGGUUUUCAACGGAUCCAAUGGAUGCUUGAUCUCUUCGUCGCAGGGAUUUCGUUGAUGGUGGUUUUGGGGAUCUUCACCUUUGUGGCCUCCAUUCUUUGCUCUGCAGCAUUCAUCCACCAUUCCAAGCUCCCUUCUUAGACGCUCUCAGUACAUGGCAAAAGGUCAAUCCUUUUUUCAAAACUUGGCAGAUUCAUGUUCAAAGGCUUAUCUGAUGAUGUGUAUUUUGCUGCUUCAUUAGAAUAAAUGCUACCAAUCAUAUGUUGUUGAAUGUAGGUUGUAUGACAUAUGAAUCAUGUUGAAUAUGCUCAUCUUGAAUAA
Messenger RNA from Dioscorea cayenensis subsp. rotundata (Guinea yam), 445 nucleotides. RefSeq lists its product as uncharacterized. NCBI's taxonomy places the organism in Eukaryota, Viridiplantae, Streptophyta, Magnoliopsida, Dioscoreales, Dioscoreaceae. The record is from RefSeq and is a predicted model, not a curated record. The transcript has 2 exons. The coding region runs from base 119 to 265 and encodes 48 amino acids.